AUGUCGUCCAACCGCCACUAUGUCCAAGUCUUCACAGACGUCCCAGCAAAUCUCCCUCGACUGCUCGAGGCCAGGCUUCCCCAAUGCAUCACACUUCUCCGUCGUCUACAUUUCACGACCUUCCCUACAGGUAAGACGGACUCUGUGCGAAUCAUUGUCGCAUCAGACGUGCCUCUCCAAGAACGAAGCGCCAGCAACACGAUUCGACACUUCACAGCCACCUACUUAGAUCCCUCCCUUGGUCUCGAGACUAACAUGUGGCUCUAUUCGACUUUCGAGGACUCUUAUGGCGCAAUACCAGCCUCUCCUAGUCUGUCUCCCGACGAAGACGCCCUCUGCCGGCUGCAGAUUAUAGCUGUACUCAACGAGGCCAGGCACCAGGCAAGGGUCUAUCCUAUUCAACCUCUCGCGCACUCUGACCACAUCUUCAUCGGCUCGCUCAACAACGCUGUGCGCGAAGGAGCUCUGGCCAGCGGGUUGCGCUUCGGUCCGACUCCCACGUACGAGUAUGGCAAGUUCAUCUUCCGCAUCGACGAGCUCCCGCUUCCUCAUGAGCUUGAGCUACCAUCGGAUAUGGUUUGGGGGUCAGGCACGGUUCGGGACUGCGAGCCGGUAAAGGCUCGGACAAGCAUGCCACGCAGCGUGAAGAUCCUGUUGACACUGCCAAGCCUGUUUAUCAAGCUGAAGGACGGUACGCCUGUGGCUCGGGCGUUCUUGGCUGUGGAUGGCUCAUUAUGUAGCGUCCACUGCGAGGAGCCCUUCCGCCGUAGAGGGCUUGCAAAGGCGGUAAGCUCUGAGCUCCUCCGCACUAAGACGAGGGCAUUCAGCGGCGAUAACUUUGCCGCAGCAGAUGUGGCGCCGGAUGAUGCUAGUAGCCAGGCUAUGUGGCCCUUUUAG
Fusarium proliferatum ET1 is the source of this 897-nucleotide messenger RNA. RefSeq lists its product as uncharacterized. The coding region runs from base 1 to 897 and encodes 298 amino acids. The transcript is spliced from 5 exons. NCBI's taxonomy places the organism in Eukaryota, Fungi, Ascomycota, Sordariomycetes, Hypocreales, Nectriaceae. The record is from RefSeq and is a predicted model, not a curated record.